AUGGUUGGUGGGUUGCCGAAGGUGAGGCGCUGCAAGGUAGGUCGGUUGAAGGAGUCCAGACCAUCUAUUGUUUCCGAUUUGGGGGUACUGAUUAUCACCCACCAUCCUCUCCACUUCCACAGGUCGAUGUCUGAUUUCAUUUCAUUCUUAUGCAUCUAUCAAACACUUGAUCUAAGAGAUGGAGGCUUGGACUACCUUGGAAAAGGUGUUUCCAAGGUUGCUUCCAAUGUGAAUACCAUUAUCGACCCUGCUAUUGUAGGCAACGACCCAACUGAUCAAACUGGUACUGACAACUACAUGGUUCAAAAACAUGAUGAAACUAAGAACGAGAUACAAAGGUUAGCUGAUAUGAAAAGGUUAGCAUAUAUGAAUAAAACGAUUUUGGCACCGUGUGUUCUGUUAAACCGACCAACUAAAUUGGUUUGGGUAAUCAUCAUGGACAGAGUUACUGUUAAAAUCAUGUCAUGUUCAUGCAAAAUGGCAGAUAUCACAGAUGAAGGCGUUUCAUUGGUGGAACAAAUUCACAAGAGAAGACAACCAGUCCCCUCCAUGGAUGUCGCAGUAUACUACAUCCAACCAACAAAAGAAAAUCUUCACUUCCUAUUGGCUAACAUGGCUGGAAAAGUGCCUCUAUAUAAAGAAGUUUAUGUCUUCUUCAGUUCAUCUGUUUCAAAAGAAUUGGUUGCUGACAUAAAAAAGGAGCCAAGUAUAAAGUCUCGCUUACGCGGCAUGAAAGAGAUGAACUUGGAGUACUUUGCCAUUCAUAGCCAGUGUUUUAUCACAGAUCAUGGGAGCGCGUUGGAAGAACUUUAUGGGGAUGAAGAAUUUUCCCGAAAAGGAGAUGAAUGUGUAACUGCCAUGGCCAAUCGUAUUGCAACUGUAUUUGCUUCAAUGUUGGAGUUCCCAUUUGUGCGUUACAGAGCUGCCAAAUCACUUGACCCCAAAACAAUGACAGCAUUUUGUGAUCUAAUCCCUACAAAACUUGUUGCUGCUGUUUGGAAUAAUCUUAUGAAAUAUAAAACUCUCAACCACUUCCCACAAAUUGAAACAUGCGAUUUGCUCAUUUCUAUCUUGAAAUAA
Messenger RNA from Lactuca virosa, 1080 nucleotides. The record is from the annotation of a GenBank genome assembly. Lineage: Eukaryota; Viridiplantae; Streptophyta; Magnoliopsida; Asterales; Asteraceae.